Molecule: messenger RNA, 2413 nt
Organism: Vanessa atalanta (red admiral)
Lineage: Eukaryota; Metazoa; Arthropoda; Insecta; Lepidoptera; Nymphalidae
Gene: aus
Exons: 13
Coding region: 389-2284 (631 amino acids)
Source: RefSeq, a predicted model, not a curated record
CACGCCGCGCUAUGUCUCGCCGCUCAUCUAUAAAAUAUAAAACAAAAUAACCAAAGAAUCGCUCUUCUAACCGCUAAAUUAUUCAUUGAAAUUGUGUUCUCGUGCUCUUUUAAGUGUUAUAUAUUACAAAAAUGUGAACGAACCUGUUGUAUCGAGUGGUAAUGUCAAGAAGCUUAGCACCCAGCGUCCUAGUAUCUUGAAUAAUGAUAUAAAACAACAUUUCGUACGGCAAUAAAUCGCUCGUAACUGUGUGCUUUAAUCGUUUCACCUUAAAAAACAUCACAAUAAUUAAUGGUACUGAAGUAAUUUAAAUAAAGUGAAACGGUGUAUUUAAUCAAACUAAAGUGAAACCAAGUGACGAGUAAAGUGAAGUGUCAAUGUUUGGACCAUGGCCCGGGACCGGCCGACCGCGCGGCAUUUUCACAAUCAACCAGAGCUGCAGAGAGGAGGCAGCUACGGCCUCGUUUUGAGGUGGAUAUUCUUCGUGUGGCUGGCAAAUUGCGGGACUCUGGGGAACACCGUGAAACAAGAUGGCUGCGCGUUCCCGACACGAUGGCAGGGCAAGUGGUUCCAAUCAGGCGUCAUCCAGCCGAUCAUGAUCGACGGUGCCAUGCUUUCUAAUAAGGGCCGGUGCCUCUCAUCCGAGGGCGACAAAUUUCUUAUAGUUGAUGAAAAAGGGUGCUACCGCUGCGUUGUGAUGCAUGAGAAACACAUAAAUGUUCUGCAAUAUAAAGAGACUUUCUGUCACCGUCGAGAUGCACUACCACACUUGUGUUCCCUUAUCAAUGGAGAUGCCCUGUUAUAUUCCAUGUUCAGAGAGAACGCGGAACCCGUCGAUUGCCCACUCAAAGGACCUUUCUCUUUCACUUACAAUAGGGGACAUGGUAACUGCAAAAUUCCAGCCUCGUCUAUCGAGAGCUGUACGGAAGACUCGAGGUUACUGCUCAACUACCAAGCUUGCCCUGAUGUAUAUGGUUCUGAAAGCACAGUGGAAGAACUAGAAUGCUUGGCCACGUGGAAGGAAGGCAGCCUCAGGUUCCUAGUGGGGAAGUUACACCACAACCACGCCACCAGCAACGAAGACAGAUACAGAUGUUUCGUCUACGAGAAGGCAAAUGGUAUUGCAUCAGCUGCCAUGAAGGAGGGACCAAGUCCUGCCAGUGGAGUCGAGUACAGAGUAGCGCAGUCUGGUGACGCGACGUGCAAUGGCUUAUUUAGUGCAACUGAAGGAUCUAGAACUAUGGCUUUGAAGAGAGUCUCGGUUCGAUUUAAUUGCCAGUUCCCCUCCUGGAUGACGUUCUCCCACACGUGGCACACCCUAGACUUUAGCAGUAACUACACUUUCUAUCAGCGCAACGCAACAUUACGCAUCACGAACCAGACGGGUGCAGAAAUUAAAGUGUACUGUGUUAAUGUGAAAGCCAGCUCGCCGAGUGGUAACUCUGUCGCGCUGGUGGCGCAUUGGCAACACCACUGUGCUUCUCGCUACGUCUGCGUGGUCCUGUACAGACGGGACACCUUUAUAGCGGAGUUGCAGCGCGGGUCGCCAACAUCCAGACCCGAUGAAGCCUGCUCCCCACAUCACUUCAAUGCUGUCACUGCCCCUUACGUAACAUUAGUUGCAAGUAAUCCCGAAUCAAAAGAAUGUCCAUAUUCUGGUAAAUAUGUGAUUUCAAACCAUAGACACAAGCGGAGCUACCGGCCGGAUGAGCGAGAGAGAAAUAGGACUAAGCGAGACAAAGCGAUGCUUCAACAUAAUCGUAGAGUUAAUCACACUAGACUGUUCAAUUUUAGUGUUAGGAAUAUGUCCGAUACUCCGAUUCUACGAAGUAGAAGACAUUCGGAAGGGGAAAUAAGUUGCGCAGGCGCCGUUUAUAAUAGACUAGAAGUUGGGUGCAACUCGAUAAAGAAUAUGGAGUUUUAUUCCACGUGUAAUAAUAAGGAGGCAAUAACAGCUUAUACGUGUCACGGCGGGUGGUACGAGAACGGCGCGUCGUUCGUGGUGACGACGCCGGUGACGCGGGACAGCACGGCGGCGCGGCGCUACUGCUUCGUGUCUCGGGACGCGCGCGACGCGCGGGACGCGCGGGACGGCGCGCUGGCGGUGGCGCGCUCCGCCGCCAACUGCGAGCGGACCGUCUCGGAACCUGAAGCCUUACUCUUUGAUGCAGCUUUCACAGGUAAGUGUCAAGACGAACCCAACAGCCAACCGCUCCAGAGAAUUUCAUCACCUUACAUAAUCAGCGUGGCGCCAAUCAUCAUCCAUUACAUCAUACCGAGGUGAUUCACAACCGAGUGUUAAAAUAUAGGAAUUUGAACCCCCUACCGUUGUAAUUAUAUUGAUACGAUGUUUAGAUAAAAACUUUCAUUUCACUUACAUUGUUAUAAAAUUAUUUAUUAUUAGUCUUUGAAC